Messenger RNA from Monodelphis domestica (gray short-tailed opossum), 1039 nucleotides. RefSeq lists its product as uncharacterized. Lineage: Eukaryota; Metazoa; Chordata; Mammalia; Didelphimorphia; Didelphidae. Gene Ontology annotation, biological process: defense response to bacterium; antimicrobial humoral immune response mediated by antimicrobial peptide. The record is from RefSeq and is a predicted model, not a curated record.
UAUGAAGGUGAAGGGGCAGCGGGCAUUUGCAGUGGAGCACCAGGGACCGCAGAGACGAGUGGCAUCGGCCCAGCCCUGAUCCAGCCUGUGAGGUCUGGCCAUGAAGAGGCUACUCCUCCUUGUCUCUCUGUUCCUUUUUCUGCCCAUUCAGCAGGUGGUGUCCAGCCCGGCGAGGGACAAGAAGCCCUCUGGACAUAGCUCUGAGAUGGACACUGUGACUGGGAUUGCCUCUCCAGGACAGCCCCUGCUUCGCCGUGCGGCCCGGAUGACCCCAUUCUGGAGGUCCCUGGGCUUCAAACCUUCCCAGGCUCAUUGCCUGCGGGACCUGGAAUGCAUCAGCAAAUACUGCAGGAAUGGCUAUUGCUCAAAGCCCCCCUGGAGUCCUGAAGCCUUGGAAGCUGGGGCUGCCUGAUCACUGAGGCACCAGAAGUCACCUGAGCCCCCACCUUCCCCCACCUUCAUUUAUGGGCUUGAAACCCCUUCUCCUUGCUUUAUUCCUCUUUGGUUUGCUUCCCUGGACAAAACAUGCCUUUUCCCAAGCUUUCGGGACAGGGGGGCAGUUAUGCCCAUUAGCUUGGCCCCUGCAUACCCCAUCUGAAUCCUGCCCUUGGAGGAAGCCCCCAGCUCCUAUUUAGAGAAGCCCAAUAGGAAAAAGUAGGGCUCUGUCCUGAAGUAGUUAGCUUCUGGCUGUUGAGGUACCAAGCCAUAACUAGGCUGUGGCAAGCAGGCCUUUGUCCCAGGACACCCAAAUUGAGAGGGUGACGACAGCCCUUACUCUCCUUUGGUAGCACAGAAACAAUUGAACUCAGCACCUAAUUAAUGAGAAUAAUUAGUCACUGCCUCCCCUCACUAAUUGUUGGCACCCAAGCUAAUUCUCUGACCCCACCUCAACAAGCCCUGUUCUGACCUCCUCAGAAGCAGCUUCAGGAAGGCUCAAUACCUCAGCGCAGGCAUCUGUUUCCCCAUUUUGGUGUGAUGCCCCCCACUUUGUGCCCAACUAUCUCUCCCUCCAACAAAUGAAUUUGUCUCAAAAGCUUGA